Chlorella variabilis is the source of this 6168-nucleotide messenger RNA. RefSeq lists its product as hypothetical. Gene Ontology annotation, molecular function: ATP binding; structural constituent of nuclear pore; protein binding. The record is from RefSeq and is a predicted model, not a curated record. Gene Ontology annotation, cellular component: chromosome; nuclear pore outer ring. The transcript has 24 exons. Gene Ontology annotation, biological process: protein import into nucleus; positive regulation of DNA-templated transcription; chromosome organization. Lineage: Eukaryota; Viridiplantae; Chlorophyta; Trebouxiophyceae; Chlorellales; Chlorellaceae. Bases 1 to 6168 code for a protein of 2055 amino acids.
AUGGCCACCCGCGGCCGCCACACCCGUGAUGAUGGGCAGAGAGAGUUCACGGGACGAGUACGGCGCUGGAACCGGGUGUGGGCGCCUUCUAAAGAACCAAAAAGCAAGGAGCUAAGGUUUCAGAGGUGGAUGCGCACAGAUGAGCGACCGCCGCAGCUGGCAGGGCCCAGACACGCAUACAUUGUGCCGUACAAGGACCCUGCGGCAAAGCCCUACCCGCUGCAUCGCAUGGUGCCGCCGCCGGGGCCGCCAGGGCUGCCUGCCAUGGCAGCGCCUGCGGCUGGUGCAGCGGGCAUCAAGCGCGGCAAGUCACAGCCGGCACUAGCAGACGCGCACCAUUCCGGGCCGCCAGCAGCCGCGGCCCCGGCGCCGCUGCAGCCGCCUGCGGCGCCGCCGCCCAAGAUCAAGCUCAAGUUUACGCUUGGGGCCAGGAUAGAUGCGGCAAAUGCUGCAGCCGGUGCCGGAGGGGCGGCGCCGAGCCCCGCAGCAGCAGCAGCAAGUAUGGGCUCGCCCCCUGCAGCGCCAGGCCAGCCGGUGACGCUGGCCACCGUGCCUGCGCGCGGCAAUCGCCUGCACAUCAGUUUUGGGCUGGGCAACGAGCUGCACGUGGCGGACAUUGAUACCAAUGGCAAGGAGCAGUCUACGGCAUCGGUGGUGCAGUGGGGACAGCUGACGGCCGGACAGCGCCGCAUCGCCUACGACUCCGUCGCCCUCUACCAGCAGCUGCACCAGCGGGCUCUGGACCCCCUCUCCCCUGAGGGAUGGAGCGCCGCGAUGCAGUACAGCAAGACAGUGAGCUCCAUCCUGGCCGCAGACGGCGUCAGGGGCGCCGAGGCCACGGCGGAUGAGCUGUCGGCGCUGCAGGAGCGCGCUCUCUGGGACCUCUUGUCCCUCUUCUUCCUGGAGUCGUCCUCCAGCGGCGGCGGCGGCGGCGGGGAGGGCAUGGUGGCGCAGGACCUGGCCCGCUGGCUGCGCGGCAACGCCACCGCGGUGGCUGGCGGCGUGGCGGCCUCGCCGCUGCCGGGCGCGGUGGCGGCGCAGCUGCGCGGCGCGUCGCUACCCGAGGGCGAGCCGCCGUACUGGCCCGCCGUGACGCGCCUGGUGGCCCUGGGCUGGAUCGACGACGCCAUCGAGCUGCUGGGCCUGCACUCCGCCUGGCUGCGCUACGACGGCAGCGGGGUGCUGGAGGCGGCGGACGGCGCGGCGCGGGCGCUGGUGGGCGCGCUGGAGGCGGCCACGCUGCUGCUGCGCCGCUUCCCCGUGCUCAGCGCGGCGGGCGUGGUGCAGGGCGCGGGGCGCGAGUGCGCCACCCCCUCCGAGUUCGCCGCCUACCGGCGCACCUGGCAGGCGCAGAGCGCGGCGCUGGCGGCCGACGGCGGCAUGUGGGUGGCGUGCGAGGGCGCGGACGCGGCGACGGCGCGCGGCCUGCGCGCCGUGCUGGGCGUGCUGGCGGGAGACGAGGAGGCGCUGGCGGCGGCCGCCGCCAGCUGGCUGGAGCUGCUGGUGUCCCAGCUGCUGCACGUCUACCCGGCGGCGCGCCCCCAGGCGGAGCUGCGCCAGUUGGCGCAGCGCGCGUUUGAGGCGGGCGGCGGCGCCUCCGCCUCCGACUUCCUGCAAGUGGCGGCGGCCCUGCUGGAGGCGUGCUGCGAGCUGGAUGCCCAGGCCGCCAUGCGCGUCUGCUCCUCCUUCUGCUCCAGCUGGUUCAUGGCGCACGCGCCAGACCUGAUGGCGGCGCACCCCGCGGGCGCGGGCGUGCUGGGGCGCGAGCUGCCUCACCUGGGCGGCAGCCAGGUGGAGUUCUACACGCUGGAGUAUGCCUCCUCGCUGAUGGCCCACGCCCCCACCUGGCCCCUGGCCGCCGCCUACCUGGCCUGGUGCCCCGCACACGGACAGGCGGCGCUGGAGGCGCUGCUGCGCCGGCUGCCGCUGGAGGCGGCGGAGCCGUGGGUGGCGCGCAAGGGCGCGGAGCUGGCGCGCUACCACGGGCUGACGCGGGUGGCGGAGGACGUGGAGCGCAUGCAGGGCGUGCUGUGCUGGCAGGCGGGCAUGCUGGGCGCGGCGCUGGCCUGGCUGGGGCGGUGCGGCGACGUGCCCCGCGUCAACGAGGCGCUCGCGCCGCUGGCUGCCGCGGUCAGCGAGGGCCGUGUGUCAGAGGAGCAAGCGGCGGCCCUGGACGCGCUGCAGCCUGUGCUUGAGACCUUGCCGCCAGGCAGCUGCAAUGCAGCGCUCCUGUCGGUGCACCGCCUGCUGAAGGGGGGUACCAGUAGCGGCAGCGGCAGCGGCGGCAUGCACGCGGCGGUGGCAGCGCUGGCGCAGCUCCCGGAGGCCAUGCGGGACAGCUGCCUGCAGCUGGUGUGCACCGCGGUGCCAGUCAUGCCGCCGGGGGAGCUGUCUGAGCGAGACGUGCUGUACCUGCUGCAGUGGCUGCUGAACGCGGAGGGGCGGCUGCCGCCGGGAAAGCAGGGCAGCAUGCUGGCAGCGGCUGUGCAGACGGCGCGGCUGGCACUGGUGCGCAGCCUGGCGGCCAGCCACAUGAAGCAGCCCCCGGAAGUCAUGCACAGCAAACGCAAUUGGAAUUGCCAGCACAGCGCGGUUCAUCACAGCAGCUACUCAGAGGGCAGCAGAGGGCUGCGACUGCGGGUGGUGCUUCGUAAAGGCGCCGAGGUGCUGCAGGCCGCCCGCCGCCUGCUGCAGCGGACAGCAGCGGCUCCCGCCGCCGGCCGCCUCGCGCUUCCCGCCAUGGCGCACAUCACGUCAGUGCGGCUGCAAGGCUUCAAAUCCGUCUCCCAGCUUGAUGUUCGCUUCGGUAGAGGGCUGAAUGUCAUCGUGGGUGCAAACGGCUGUGGCAAGUCCUCACUGUUGGACGCACUCUGCUUUGCCUUCGCGGCCGCCCCACGCAGCCUCAGUGUGGCGUCGCUGGCGGAGCUGCAGAACAGCGACAGCAAUCAGGUUUGCGAGGUUUGCGUUCAGCUGCAGACCGGGCGCGGGACGGGCCGGGAGAUGCACACGGUGCAAGCGGCGCUCACCCCUGACGGCACUCGCGCCUACAAGGUCAACGGCAGGCAGCGCAGCGGCAAGGAGGUGCGCGAGUUCCUGCGCGGCCUGGGUGUGUGCCUGGACAGCGCUGCCGCUGUCAUCAAGCAAGCGCGUGUAACGUCGCUUGCCGACAGCGCCAGCCCAGCAGACCUGGCGGCUGUGGUGGCCGAGGCCAGUGGCCUGGGGCGCUGGAACGAAGAGGUUUCUGCCGCUUCUGAGGAGCUGAAGCGCACACGCAAGGCUGUGGUGGAGGUGCAGGCCAGCCUGGCCACCAUGGAAGAGGCGGCGGCAGUAGACGGCGAGAAACUGCGGGCCGUGGAACGGCUGCAUCAGAUUGACCACGAGGCCGCUGACAUGGCUCAGCGGAUGGCAGGCAUGCUGCAGGCAGGGGUCGAGCUGUGCCGCUCGCAGGCGGCAGCUGGUCAGGCCGCGACCGAAGCAGCUUCGGCAAGGCUGGCAGAGGCGCGGGUGCAGGUGGACCGCUGGCAGGGCGAGGUCGAGGACGCCAGGCAGCAGCUGGCAGCGGCUCAGGAGCAGGCAGGCGUCACUGGUGGUGACGAGGUACUGCCGCUGCAGCAGGCAGUUGCGGCAGCCGAGGAGGAAGUGCGCCUGCUGAUGGAGCAGCAGCAACGGCGGCACCAGCUGGAGGCCCAGCUGGAGCAGGCAGCCGCGGCGGUCCAGCAGCUUGCUGCUACCCACAGUCAAGCAGCAGUGGAGCUGGCAGAAUGCCAGCAGGCACAUUGCAGGCUGGAUGCCGAACUGCAGCAGGCCGAGUCGGCAGCUACUCUAUCAGCUCUGCACGCGUCGCUGGCAGCCGAGGAGCGGCAGCUGGCUGCCGCUGUGGCAGCCAAGGAGCUGGCAGUGGCAGCUGCCAAAGCCACUGCCAUGGAGACCAGCGGCAGGCUGCAGGAGCUGCAGGUAGAGCAGCAGCGCCUUCGCAAUGCUGCUCUGGUGGCUGGAUCGGAGCCUGGCUGUGAUGACAGCAGCAGGCAAGGGCGGCCGCAGCUUCGUUUGAAGCUGGAGAUGGAGGCCGUGCAGCAGCGGGGCCGCCUGCAGCAGAUUCAGCAGCAGGAGCAGCAGCUGCAGGUGGAGGUGGGCAUGCUUGCGGCACAGCUGGGCCGGACAGCACCCAGCAGCAGCGGCGCUACCUGGCGCCCGCUGCACCAGUGCUUCUCGCUGCAGGAGCCGCAACGCUGCCAGCAGUAUGCUACAGCACUGCAGGUAUUGGCCGGCAGCAAGCUGGAUGUGGUGGUGGUGGACAGCUUGGAGGCGGCUGGGCAGCUGCUGGCGGCAGGGGGCGGGACCCGCAUCUGGCCUCUGGACAGCCUGGUGGCUACAGACCACACCCUGCAGCAGCGCCGUGCGACCCAGCACUUCCCCAGCGGCCAGGUGGUGCUGCCAGUGGACCUGCUGCACUCUGAGGCGAGCUACCGCCCCGCCGUCCUGCGCGCCUUUGGCGGCCACGUCAUUGCGGCCACUGAUGCAGUGGCUGAGCAGCUCAUCAACCGCUUCAGCAUCCCCUCCAUCACUCCAGACGGCAAGGGCGGCUGGCGGGGCCCCGGCAUUGCCGUCAGCCAGUCGCCCAUGCACCUCAAGAUCAGCCUGGCCGCGGCUGAGAGGCAGCUGGCGGCGGUGCAGCAGGAGGUGGCAUCAGCGCAGGUGGUGCUGGACGCUUGCCAGCAGCAGCAGCUUGAUGCACAGCAGCAGGAGGAUGCUGCUGAGGCAGCAAGUGCUGAGCUGGCUGCAGCAGAGCGCGAGGUGCAUGCAUGCCAGCUACAGCUUGCCAGGCAGCGUGCCGCACAUGCAGACGCUGCAGCGGUGGUUGCCAGGAUGCAGGCUGAGCUGGCAGCCAAGCGGCAGCUGCUUCAGAGUUUGGAUGCGGAGGGCGCCGGCGGUAGCAACAGCGGUGCACAGGCAGCGUUGGGCAGGGAGCAGCAGCGGCUCGCUGUGUCCGCCGUGGCGCUGGAGCGGCGGGCCCAGGCUGCUGCAGCUGAGCUGGCAGAGGCGGCUGCCAGGGUUGCUGCUGCUGAGGACGAGCUUGCGCUCUUGCAGGCCGAGCCAGCCUGGGCUGCCGUGAUGGACAGCCGCCGCGGGGAGCUUGCCAGUGCCAUGGCAGCACUGCUGGCCAAGCAGCAGGAGCACUGCGAGCAGUCUGCUGCUGUGGCAGACCGCCAGAAGGAAGGGGAGCGGACUGCCAAUCAGCUCAGCAUGGCGGAGCAGGCCCUUGAUGCGGCAGAGGUAGCAGCGGCCCGGCUGCGCGCUGCAGCCGUGUGCCUGGAGGGUGUGCAGCGUGACUUGCAGCAGGAGCUGCAGGCGCUGCUGAGGGAGGUUCCAGAGCUGGGGGCCGUCGUGCAGGCUCCGCAGAGUCGCGGCGAUCAUGGCAGCAGCGGUAGCGGCACGCAAUCGGUGGAUCAGGUGCAGCAGGCCUGCGCCAAGCUGGCGCGCCAGCGUGUCCGGCUGCUGCAGGAGCGGCAGCACAUCUCUGCCGCCAGCCUGCCACUCAGCGAGCAGCUGCGCUUCCGGGAGCAGCAGGCGCGGCUGGUGGCCUCCAGGCAGCAGGCCGCCACGCUGGAGACAGCGGCCCAGCGGCUGCAAGAGGGCAUCACCUGUGCCAACAGCCAGGUGCUGGCUAUGAACGAAGCGGUGUUCAGGGCCAUCGCCACCACUUUCCAGUCGCUGGUGGCCGCUGUGAUGCCCGCCUACCACUUGCGCUUGCGCAAGGUGGGUGCAGAAGUGCACGAGGGCGUGCGUCUCGAGUUUGCGCACAGCCCGGCCGGCGCUGCAGCGGCAGAUGAGGCUCCCAGCGACAUUGCAGAUGGUGGCAGUGGGGAGUGGCGCACUGGGCUGGAUGCGCUUUCGGGUGGACAACGCACCAUGGUUGCCCUGGCCUUUACCGUGGCGGUGGCCCGCCUGUUUUGCACGCUGAGUGGCAGCGGAAACAAUGGCAGCGGCACCUCGGUUUCGGCCUGCCGCCAAGUGCUAUGCGUCAGCCACAACGCAGCAUUCCAGCAGUUGUGCCAGCACGUGGUGAGGCUGACCCGGGGCCCGGCAGGCACGCAGCUGGCGGAGGGCAGCGUUGGGGUGGCGCCGCCGGCGGCCGGCGGGCGCAGCAAAAAGGCGCGCAACGCGUAG